AUGCCCCAGGCGCGGCCAGUGUCCCAUGCAGGCUGCACUUGAUCCGACCUUGCACCAGAGCGGCUACGCAGAGAGACAAUCAGGAGAAGAGAGAAGAUGGGGCCAGUCGCCUACUUCAGCCUCAGCCUCCUCGGCUGCCUGAUCUUUAACCCCUCACUGGAAGGAACUGGGGCCACGUCCUGUCCCGAUGAGUGGAUUCAAUACAAAGACUACUGUUAUGGAUUCUUCUCCGAAAAGAUGACCUGGUCGGAGGCUGAGGUAGAGUGUCAGUAUCAGCACAAAGGGGCCCAUCUCGCCUCCAUUCUCACUGAGGCAGAAGGGAACACGGUGGCCAAAUACAUCAGCAUGUCACACUCCUCCACGGAUAACAUCUGGAUCGGACUGCACGACCCUCGACAGAACAGACACUGGAGGUGGACUGAUGGCUCCCUGUAUAGCUACAGUGCUUGGAACACUGGGGAACCAAACAAUGACUAUGGUGUCGAGUACUGUGUGGAGCUGCAGAGCUACAAGGGUUUUAAGAAGUGGAACGAUAAAGACUGUCAUACGCAAAACGCCUACGUUUGCAAGUAUCAACCCUAGCGAGGGGAGUCGCACGCCUGCGCCUGAAGGGGGAACUCAGCGCCUGGGCUCCUUGGGCAUGAUCAGGCAACGUCCCAGACUUUCUGAUGCCUUUGCUGCAUCGAGGGCCUGUCCCCUCCCUCCCUGAGAAACCAGAUCUCACUUCCCCAGCUGUAAACUCUCUUCCCCAAAGUGUCUCUG
Molecule: messenger RNA, 762 nt
Organism: Malaclemys terrapin pileata
Lineage: Eukaryota; Metazoa; Chordata; Testudines; Emydidae
Product: C-type lectin-like
Exons: 6
Molecular function (GO): signaling receptor activity
Source: RefSeq, a predicted model, not a curated record